Messenger RNA from Nannochloropsis gaditana CCMP526, 687 nucleotides. RefSeq lists its product as uncharacterized. The coding region runs from base 1 to 687 and encodes 228 amino acids. Gene Ontology annotation, molecular function: DNA-binding transcription factor activity. The transcript has a single exon. Gene Ontology annotation, biological process: regulation of DNA-templated transcription. The record is from RefSeq and is a predicted model, not a curated record. Gene Ontology annotation, cellular component: nucleus.
AUGACAGAGGAGCAGAAGGUGGAGCGUCGCGAGCGCAAUCGAGAGCAUGCAAAGCGCUCCCGUGUCCGCAAGAAGUUCUUGCUAGAGUCACUGCAAAAAAGCGUGAACGCCCUCCAGGAGGAGAACGACAAGCUUCGGGGAGCGAUCCGGAGCCACCUGAAGGAGGGCGCGGAUGACUUGCUCAAGACUUGCGAGGUGGAGGUGGAUGAGUCCAUUCUGGCCUCGGACCCUUGCUCGGCCACGAAGAUCCUGGACGACCCGGACUACACGCUCGUCAAGGCGCUACAAACGGCGCAGCAGAACUUCGUCAUCACCGACCCGACGCUGCCUGAUAACCCCAUCGUGUACGCCUCGGGCGGGUUCCUGAGUCUGACGGGCUACCAGAUGGACCAGAUCCUGGGCCGGAACUGCCGCUUCCUGCAGGGGCCGGACACCGACCCGGCGGCGGUGGACAAGAUCCGCCGCGCCAUCGAGGAUGGAACGGACGGGAGUGUCUGCCUUCUGAACUACCGGGCGGAUGGCUCCACCUUCUGGAACCAGUUUUUCAUCGCGGCGCUUCGGGGAGCGGACGGGAACAUCGUGAACUACGUGGGGGUCCAGUGCAAAGUGAGCGAGGAAUACGCCUCGGAGGUGUUGAAGAAGGAGGCAACAUCCUCGACGGUGGCGGAAGCCUCCUCCAAGCGCUGA